ACUUCUUCUGAGUUUUUAUCAUUUAUGUACUUUAGGCAACAUAUUAUGUUGUGAAAUGAAUGUUAACUGUAUUAUUGUAGUGUCACGUGUGUUAUUAUGAUGGUGUUUGUGCAUCUUCCGUAUAAACGUUGUGUCUUUCUCUUUAUCACAGUGUUAUGAUGAUGAAUGUCAGACUAAGUUAAAAGAUCUAAAACAAAUUUUAAUAGCAACAUGUACAUUUUACAGGUUGUUCUGUAGAUAUGUUUACAUUUUUCCUGUAUUUUAUUUUUUCAGAAUUAUUCCAACAACCACAGCUGCCAUUUAUUUAUUUAUUAUUGGCUGUAAAAAACAAACAAGAUUUUUUUUCUUUUCUUACAAUGAAGUUCAAGAGCAGCCCGUGGAUUGAGCACCGCGUGUGAAUCGCGUCUGCCUCGCGCUGCUGCUGCUCGGAGAUCCGCGCUCUUGUCAAUCAGCAGAAUUACGAGGCUCGCACUGCGCAGGCGUGAUCCAGUCUGAGCCGCGCGAGCUCGAGGCCAGUCUCUCUCCCCGUUUCUCCCGUUCUCAAGCUCUCCCGCCGGACAUGCCUCUGCACCACCUGCGGAUCGCGCGUCUCUCCGGCGCGUGAAUGGCCCUCGCGCCAUGGACGAAAUGCCGUUCCAGAAAGUCAAGACCCGGCGCCGGAAAAGCCACUGUCCGCCCGGGGUCAUCGCGUGCGAGGACGAGUUCGACUGCAAGGAGCUCGAGUCGCUCUUCCACAACUACAACCUGAGGCUCGAGCAGACCUCCACGCUGAAGGCGCUGUCCGUGCUCAUCCUGCUGUCCUCCGGCCUCAGCCUGCUGGAGCUGCUGCUGUCCGGCGCCAGCCUCACCAUCGCCAAGGGCUCGUACCCGGUGCACUUCGUCGUCUUCAUCUCGCUCUUCAUCGUCACCAACGUCAAGUACCUGCAGGUGACCCAGCUGCAGCAGAUCGCGCACCUGAGCCUGUUCUUCAGCUUCACCUUCUCGGUGCUGUGCUGCCCGUUCCCGCACGUGUCGGGCGCCGCGGGUCCGGAGCAGGGCGUUUGGCAGCUGCUACUGCUGACGUUCGUGGCGUACGCGCUGCUGCCGGUGCGGACGCUGCUGGCGCUGCUCUUCGGGCUGCUGGUGUCCGUGUCGCACACGAUUGUCACGGCCACGUCGGUGACGGCGAAGACGCAGCGGCUGUGGAGAGCGCUGGUGGCGAACACGCUGCUCUUCACCAGUGUCAAUCUGUCCGGUCUGUUUGUGCGCAUCCUGACGGAACGAGCGCAGCGCAAAGCCUUUCUACAGGCCCGAAACUGCAUCGAGGAGCGACUGCGCAUGGAGGACGAGAACGAGAAGCAGGAGCGUCUGUUGAUGAGUCUGCUGCCCAGGAACGUGGCCAUGGAGAUGAAGGAAGACUUCCUCAAACCACCAGAGAGGAUCUUCCACAAGAUUUACAUCCAACGGCACGACAAUGUCAGCAUCUUAUUUGCGGACAUCGUGGGCUUCACGUGUCUGGCGUCGCAGUGCACGGCGCAGGAGCUGGUCAAGCUGCUCAACGAGCUCUUCGGCAAGUUCGACGAGCUGGCCACGGAGAAUCACUGCAGGCGAAUCAAGAUUCUGGGCGACUGCUACUACUGUGUGUCUGGACUUACUCAGCCCAAAACAGACCACGCUCACUGCUGCGUGGAGAUGGGCCUGGACAUGAUCGACACCAUCACAUCGGUGGCUGAAGCCACAGAGGUGGAUCUGAACAUGCGUGUGGGUCUGCACACGGGACGCGUGCUCUGUGGGGUGCUGGGCCUGAGGAAGUGGCAGUAUGACGUGUGGUCCAAUGACGUGACGCUGGCCAACAUGAUGGAGGCUGGUGGAUUGCCUGGGAAGGUGCACAUCACUCGCGCAACACUGGAGUGUCUGAAUGGAGAUUACGAGGUGGAGCCGGGAAACGGCCGCGAGAGACACGCGUUCCUGCUCAAACACGACAUCGAGACCUUCUUCAUUGUGCCAUCUCACCGCAGGAAGAUUUUUCCUGGUCUGAUCCUGUCAGACAUCAAACCUGCCAAAAAGAUGAAGUUCAAGACCGUGUGUUACUUACUGGUGCAGCUCAUGCACUGCCGCAAGAUGUUCAAGGCUGAGAUUCCCUUCUCCAACGUCAUGAACUGUGAGGAUGGCGACAAGAGGAGGGUUCUCCGCUCCGCACCGGAGAAGCUAAGGAACCGCACGUCGACGUCGGCCAACGCCGCUCAGAGCAGCCCGGGGACACGCGUCAACCGCUACAUCAGCCGUCUGAUCGAAGCCCGGCAGACGGAGUCCGACACGGCUGACCUGAACUACCUCACGCUCAUGUACAGAGACUCUGAGCGAGAGCGCCGGUAUCAUCAGCUGAAUGACGAGUACUUCACCGGCGCUGUCGUUCUGUCUCUCGUCCUUGCUGCUCUGUUCGGCAUCAUCUACCUUCUCAUCAUACCACAGGGGACUGUUGUGCUGGUGCUGCUGGUCUUCUGCAUCUGUUUUCUAGUCGUGUGUAUCAUGUACCUGCACAUCACUAGAGUUCAGUGUAUUCCAGGGUGCCUCACCAUACAGAUCCGGACCGUUCUGUGUGUGUUCAUAGUGCUCUUAAUAUACGCUGUGGCUCAGGUCUAUGUGGUGGGUUGUAUGCCGUGGCUUUGGCCCACCAACUCCACACGCUCCAUCGUGAUCCUUGAUGCGGCCGGAGGGCUGAACCGCACUAUGGCCGAACUCCCAUGUGAAGGCGCCCAGUACGCCUUCCUGUCCUGCGUAGUGGGGACACUGACCAUGGCGCUCUUCCUGCGAGUGUCCUGGCUGCCCAAAGUGAUCCUGUUACUGCUGGUGGUGGUGCUGUACAUCACCAUACUGGAGCUCAGUGGAUUGCGACACAUGCCAGGAUGGGGGUUGCUGAGUUUUCGUGGUCUGGAGCCCAUCGUCUCUCUGCUGCUCUUCUCCACCGCUCUGGCCCUUCACUCCAGACAGAUGGACCUCAAACUACGGCUCGACUUCCUCUGGGCCACUCAGGCCGAGGAGGAGAGAGACGGCAUGGAGAAAGUCAAACUGGACAACAAGAGGAUUCUCUUCAACCUGCUGCCGGUUCAUGUGGCACAACACUUCCUGCUGUCCAACCCCAGAAACAUGGAUCUGUAUUACCAGUCCUACGCUCAGGUGGGGGUGCUGUUUGCCUCCAUUCCCAACUUCAACGACUUCUACAUCGAGCUGGAUGGAAACAACAUGGGUGUGGAGUGUCUGCGACUGCUCAACGAGAUCAUUGCCGACUUCGACGAGCUCAUGGACAAAGAGUGCUACAAGGACAUCGAGAAGAUCAAGACCAUCGGCAGCACAUACAUGGCAGCGGUGGGGCUGGUGCCUACCAUUGGGACCAAGGCAAAGAAAUCCCCUGCUGCCCACUUGAGCACCAUAGCAGACUAUGCCAUUGAAAUGUUUGACGUUCUUGAUGAAAUCAACUAUCAGUCAUAUAAUGAUUUUGUCUUGAGAGUGGGUAUUAAUGUGGGUCCAGUAGUAGCAGGGGUGAUCGGGGCUCGACGGCCACAGUAUGACAUUUGGGGGAACACGGUGAACGUCGCCAGCCGAAUGGACAGCACGGGGGUCCCAGGGAAGAUCCAGGUGACAGAUGACGUCUUCCGUAUGCUUCAGACGGACUAUGAUCUGGUGUGUCGUGGCAAUGUCAGCGUGAAAGGCAAAGGUCAGAUGCUCACGUACUUCCUGGAGGGCAAAGCGCAGGACGCCGGUAACAGAGCGCUGCAUCACACCGGCGGCCUGGAGCGCAAGGUUCACGCCAUCGCCCGCUCCAGCGGCACGCAGGCCAAAGCCAGCAGCAGCUUGUCCGUGUCCUCGGGCUUCGCUGCCAGGGUGGGCAUGGGCAGUACUCACGGGACACACGGUCACAGCUCCAAUGUGCCUUCAGUCGGAGAAGAGGAGGAGACCAAAGAGGAGGAGGUGUAGGAAUCACGUCUGCAGGUGGAACGAAUCAACUGUGUCUUCCCUUUGUACCCAGCUAUCAAUAAUAUAUUCCAAGAACGUUUUGCUAACGUUCCCUUUAAGAUUUUUUUUUUCUGAAUGCUCCCUUAUAAUAUCCAGUUUUUUAAAUGUUUUAAAAACAUUUUUUUCUUUUCUUGGUUAUUCGAAUGUUAAUGGAACAUUCCAUUUGAUCAUUCUUCAAACAUUGCGGGAACGUUACUUUUGAAUGUUCUCUGAACGUUCUGAAAUGAGUAGUAAUAUUUAAAACGUUAGACAAAUGUCCAACUAAAACUAAAACGUUCCAUGAACGAUGUAUAAAUAAUCCUAAUGUUUUGAAAACAUUAUUAAAGACCAGAUACCUUUAAACGAACAUUCUAUUAACGUUACUGGAAGAACGUUUGUUCAUAACUUUGAGAGAACCUUGCCAGAACGUUCCCUGUUAGCGAUUUACCUUUUCAUAACGAUUCUUCACUUCAUGCUCUUUUAAAGACUUUCCACCAUCACAUCAUAUCCUCCUGGAUAAAUUCAUUUCUUUCCCACUCAAGUCAUUGAAGUCAAUGGGCUGUGAAUGUCCACAUAAUCAUAAAGACGUGAAUGCUCUUUGAAAUUGAAGGAUUUUGCGGCCCUGCGUGAACAUUCAAAGCCUCAAGUGAUCUUUUGCAAGGCGCCAUUUUUUUAUGCAUCCUAAGCCAACAUCUUAUAUGAACUGUACAUACUAGAUGUUCAUACAGUUAGAUUUUGUGUAUUUUUUUGUAUUAAACUCUCCAGUGCAUUUGAA
Molecule: messenger RNA, 4747 nt
Organism: Megalobrama amblycephala (Wuchang bream)
Lineage: Eukaryota; Metazoa; Chordata; Actinopteri; Cypriniformes; Xenocyprididae
Gene: adcy1b
Product: adenylate cyclase 1b
Exons: 20
Coding region: 619-3954 (1111 amino acids)
Biological process (GO): intracellular signal transduction; cAMP biosynthetic process; adenylate cyclase-activating G protein-coupled receptor signaling pathway
Cellular component (GO): plasma membrane
Molecular function (GO): adenylate cyclase activity
Source: RefSeq, a predicted model, not a curated record